AUGUCUUUAAUAAAUGUCCAUCCUCCUAAAACGUAUUUCGGUGUGGGAGACAUUCAAAAUUCAUUGGGUUCUCUUCCUGGAUUCCCAUGGGCAAAAUAUCCCGGAGAAAAACAUCUCCCAGGGCACAAUUAUACAGGUCCAGGCACUAGGUUAGAUCUGCGUUUAGACGAAAAUGAUAUUCCCAAACCAGGGGAAGAACCCGUUAAUAGAGUUGACGCAGCAGCGCUCAAACACGACAUACUGUACAGAAAUAAAGACGUAACAUUCAGACACCAAGCAGACAAACAAAUGAUAGACGAACUCGAAAAUAUUCCCAAUCCCACUUUCAAAGAGAAAUUACAGAGGGCUCUUAUCAUAAAACUCAUGAAGGCAAAAUUGAAAUUGGAUACGUUGAAACAACAAUUGACUGCUUUGGAUACUAAAAUCACGGACGAAUUAGAAAAAGAAGUGGGUGUGAUUAAAAACUUUCUUCAAAAUAAAUUUCGAGAUGAUAUGAAAAAUUAUAUUAAAGAACAGGUCAAUCUUUUGGUAUCUAGAAUUCAUGACGAUUUUUUGACACAAGAGAAAAAGUUGAGCAAAUUAGAAGCUAUUGUCACGGACAAAUCGUAUUAUUUCAAUCUUCCAUUCGAAAGUGACACUGUCUUCGAUAGAAAAGACCAAAUUUAUAAAUCAAACAAAUACGGAUUCAAAGCAGAAAUAAAAGUAGGUACUCUCGUAUACGGAGAACCUAAAAACGUAUUCGAUAUUGGCGAAAAGCAAGAGUUUACUUUUCGAGGUAAUUGUCUGAUUCAAAUAGAGUUUCCCAUGAAGGUUAAAGUCAAAAAAGUAGUCUUCAAACAAGGCGGUAGGGCCGUCAAACAUAUUUCAUUAUUCAAUGAUGGUAAUUUGGAAGAGAAUAUACGUUUGAUUGAUAUAAGGAAUCAGGAAAUUGAAACGAAAAAUGGAAGUAGAAAAUAA
Molecule: messenger RNA, 957 nt
Organism: Lottia gigantea (owl limpet)
Lineage: Eukaryota; Metazoa; Mollusca; Gastropoda; Lottiidae
Exons: 2
Coding region: 1-957 (318 amino acids)
Biological process (GO): phospholipid metabolic process; arachidonate secretion
Molecular function (GO): A2-type glycerophospholipase activity; structural molecule activity
Source: RefSeq, a predicted model, not a curated record